This is a messenger RNA of Fundulus heteroclitus (mummichog), 3319 nucleotides long. Its product is annotated as BPTI/Kunitz domain-containing protein. Gene Ontology annotation, molecular function: serine-type endopeptidase inhibitor activity. The transcript has 20 exons. Bases 67 to 2619 code for a protein of 850 amino acids. The record is from RefSeq and is a predicted model, not a curated record. Lineage: Eukaryota; Metazoa; Chordata; Actinopteri; Cyprinodontiformes; Fundulidae.
CCUCCAUUGUGGUUUAUAGCCCUCAGCCCUCAGUCCAGGAAAGACAGCACACAGAGCAGCAGCAAUAUGAAGGAACUUCUGCUUUUAGGGGUUGCUUUGUCAGUACUUCACAUCGGCAACUCACAAAAAAAAGAAUUCUGCAGCCUGCCCAUGGAUCCAGGUCAAGGCACAAACUUCUCGUUUGCUGUGUAUUAUGACCAUAAACAAGACAAGUGCAUGCCUUUCUUUUACCAAGGCCAGGGAGGAAAUGCCAACCGUUUUAGAAAUGAGAGAGAGUGCCUAAGAAACUGCUCGAUCAAUUCAGAGAAAACCUACCCCAUGGAUGCAACCGCAGCAUGUCAUUUAACAAAGCAGAUCGGAGGAUGUAGUGGGAACUACUUGAGAUACUACUAUGACUCCGCUACAGACAGAUGUAAAAAAUUCAUUUGGUCCGGCUGCUUCGGAAAUGGAAACAGAUUCUUUGACUCCAAAAGCUGCGAGGACACCUGUCUUGGCAUCCACGAUGAUAGUGAGGAACUUGAGCCGGACACUCCCAUUGCAGAAUUCUGCAGACUGCCCAUGGAUCCAGGUCAAGGCACAGACUUCUCUUUUGCUGUGUAUUACGACCAUGAACAAGACAAGUGCAUACCUUUCUUUUACCAAGGCCAGGGAGGAAAUGCCAACCGUUUUAGCAAUGAGAGAGAGUGCCUAAGAAACUGCUCGAUCAAUUCAGAAAAAACCUACCCCAUGAAUGCAACCGCAGCAUGUCAUUUAACAAAGCAGAUCGGAGGAUGUAGUGGGAACUACUUGAGAUACUACUAUGACUCCGCUAGAGACAAAUGUAAAAAAUUCAUUUGGUCCGGCUGCUUCGGAAAUGGAAACAGAUUCUUUGACUCCAAAAGCUGCGAGGACACCUGUCUUGGCAUCCACGAUGAUAGUGAGGAACUUGAGCCGGACACUCCCAUUGCAGAAUUCUGCAGACUGCCCAUGGAUCCAGGUCAAGGCACAGACUUCUCGUUUGCUGUGUAUUACGACCAUAAACAAGACAAGUGCAUACCUUUCUCUUACCAAGGCCAGGGAGGAAAUGCCAACCGUUUUAGCAAUGAGAGAGAGUGCCUAAGAAACUGCUCGAUCAAUUCAGAGAAAACCUACCCCAUGAAUGCAACCGCAGCAUGUCAUUUAACAAAGCAGAUCGGAGGAUGUAGUGGGAACUACUUGAGAUACUACUAUGACUCCGCUACAGACAGAUGUAAAAAAUUCAUUUGGUCCGGCUGCUUCGGAAAUGGAAACAGAUUCUUUGACUCCAAAAGCUGCGAGGACACCUGUCUUGACAUCCACGAUGAUAGUGAGGAACUUGAGCCGGACACUCCCAUUGCAGAAUUCUGCAGACUGCCCAUGGAUCCUGGUCAAGGCAAAGACUUCUCGUUUGCUGUGUAUUACGACCAUCAGCAAGACAAGUGCAUACCUUUCUCUUACCAAGGCCAGGGAGGAAAUGCCAACCGUUUUAGCAAUGAGAGAGAGUGCCUAAGAAACUGCUCGAUCAAUUCAGAGAAAACCUACCCCAUGAAUGCAACCGCAGCAUGUCAUUUAACAAAGCAGAUCGGAGGAUGUAGUGGGAACUACUUGAGAUACUACUAUGACUCCGCUACAGACAGAUGUAAAAAAUUCAUUUGGUCCGGCUGCUUCGGAAAUGGAAACAGAUUCUUUGACUCCAAAAGCUGCGAGGACACCUGUCUUGGCAUCCACGAUGAUAGUGAGGAACUUGAGCCGGACACUCCCAUUGCAGAAUUCUGCAGACUGCCCAUGGAUCCAGGUCAAGGCAAAGACUUCUCGUUUGCUGUGUAUUACGACCAUGAACAAGACAAGUGCAAACCUUUCUUUUACCAAGGCCAGGGAGGAAAUGCCAACCGUUUUAAAAAUGAGAGAGAGUGCCUAAGAAACUGCUCGAUCAAUUCAGAGAAAACCUACCCCAUGAAUGCAACCGCAGCAUGUCAUUUAACAAAGCAGAUCGGAGGAUGUAGUGGGAACUACUUGAGAUACUACUAUGACUCCGCUACAGACAGAUGUAAAAAAUUCAUUUGGUCCGGCUGCUUCGGAAAUGGAAACAGAUUCUUUGACUCCAAAAGCUGCGAGGACACCUGUCUUGGCAUCCACGAUGAUAGUGAGGAACUUGAGCCGGACACUCCCAUUGCAGAAUUCUGCAGACUGCCCAUGGAUCCUGGUCAAGGCAAAGACUUCUCGUUUGCUGUGUAUUACGACCAUCAGCAAGACAAGUGCAUACCUUUCUCUUACCAAGGCCAGGGAGGAAAUGCCAACCGUUUUAGCAAUGAGAGAGAGUGCCUAAGAAACUGCUCAAUCAAUUCAGAGAAAACCUACCCCAUGAAUGCAACUGCAGCAUGUCAUUUAACAAAGCAGAUCGGAGGAUGUAGUGGGAACUACUUGAGAUACUACUAUGACUCCGCUACAGACAGAUGUAAAAAAUUCAUUUGGUCCGGCUGCUUCGGAAAUGGAAACAGAUUCUUUGACUCCAAAAGCUGCGAGGACACCUGUCUUGGCAUCCAUGAUGAUAGUGAGGAACUUGAGCCGGACACUCCCAUUGAAGAAGACCCUGCCUGGUUGGAGGCCAGAGGUAAAUACUGAGGCGGAUGAAGAAGACAACUACAUAGGGUCUACAUUAACUGAUUUACAUGAUGUUUAUACAGAUUUUUCCGCUGUGCUUAGGGCCAGUGUUUAUUCUCUCUCUCUCUUUACUUAAUCACGCACAUAUAGAAUAAGUUGGGCUGGCUUGCAACACAACACUACACUACACUACCCAGGAGGCUACCGGAGAAAUGGCGUUCCCGUCCCUGGAGGGGGGGGGGGGGAUCCACGUGCUAGCCGAAUGGAGCCUCCUGAUUACUUAUAGGGUUUUUAUGGGGUAACAAGGGGGAGUAAUCGUUCUUGCAUAGGGACAGCCUGGGGGCUGUUGUCCCACUGAUCCAGGUCUGGUUGAUCUUCUUUGGUGAUGUGCCAUUUAGGCACAUCAUGAGGGGGUCUGUAAGGAUAUCCUUGGAUCGGUGGGGUGGACAGCUUGACCGGGAGCUACAUGGCACAUUUAGAUAGCACCGACACCAAGAUUGCCACUAAUCUAUCAGAUAACACCCUUGAGGUGACACAUUAUAUCUACAGAUGACACAGUGAGGAAGCGUACAGCCCUUGCAUGGGCGUGUACCUACAGUAGAUCCCUAUUUAAUGUUUGUAUAAUGAGUGAUCGGGGCUUCUUGCCGAUCAGGAGCCCAUCAGCGCUGAUGUGUCUGUAACCAUUUCUCUGACUGUGGUAGAUUAAAUAAUCUGAAAUAUA